AUGGAGGCGGCGAUGGGGGAAGGGAGGAAGCUGCCGCAUCAUGUGAGCGGCAGGAUGGCGGCGGAGCAGGCGAGCCCGGAGCGGGGCCGGCCGGUGUAUGCCCCGGCGAGGUCGGCGCCGGCGAGGCCCAUGCGGCGGGUGCAGAUCAUCUACUACCUCUGCCGGAACGGCCAGCUCGAGCACCCGCACUUCAUGGAGCUCGCGCAGCACCCACACCAGCCUCUUCGCCUCAAAGAUGUGAUGGACAAGCUGACGGUGCUGAGGGGGAAGGGGAUGCCUGCUCUCUUCUCGUGGUCUUGCAAGAGGAACUACAAGAAUGGCUACGUGUGGAACGACCUCUCGGACAACGAUGUCAUCUACCCUUCGGACGGCGUGGAGUACGUCCUCAAGGGCUCCGAGAUAUUCCCUGGCUGUUCUUCUGCUGUUGCAGCGGACCGGUUCCAGCACCUCCGCGUGACCGACCGGUCGCCGACGAAGCCGCCGCUGGCGUUGCCGGCGCACAGCCACAAGCAGUACGUGGAAAACGGGUACCGGGACGACGCCGGCGAGGAGGAGCCUGAGGACGAGGAGCAGCUGGGGUACCCUUACCACCGGCGCGUCGCCGCGGCCCGUCUCGCCCGGCAUGACAACAAGCCCGUGUCGGUGCGCACCAGCCGCGGCCACCCCGUGGAGCUGCCGGUCGAGGAGACCUCGCCGCCGUCCUCGACCUCCUCCGACAAGCCGCCGGUGGCUCGGCAGGCGAGCCGCUGCGAGGGGGAGGAGGCCGAGCCGAACCGGGCCGGGUCGAUGCUUCUGCAGCUCAUCGCGUGCGGGUCGGCCACCGCCGGCUCGGCUAAGUGUGGCGGCGGGCGGGCCGAGCCGAGGCGGAGCUGCGGGCUGGUGAGCCGGCUCUCGUCCCGCGCCGGCGCGGAGGAGGAGGAUGAGGACGAGGAGGGCGGCGAGCUGAGUCGGCGGCUGGGCCAGAUGCGGGUGGACGAGAAGGAGUACUUCAGCGGCAGCAUCGUGGAGAGCGGCGGCCGCGGCACCCCGCUGCCGGCCUCGUCGCUCAAGCGCUCCAACUCGUACAACGAGGAGAGGAGUUCCAGGAUCGGCGCCGGAGCGAUCGGCGCGGAAGCAGCGGACGAGCGGACUAUACCGGAGGAUGGGAUGGUGAGGGGAAGGUGCAUUCCGGGCAGGAAGAGGCAGCAGCAGAAAUAG
Molecule: messenger RNA, 1197 nt
Organism: Lolium rigidum
Lineage: Eukaryota; Viridiplantae; Streptophyta; Magnoliopsida; Poales; Poaceae
Product: protein SOSEKI 2-like
Exons: 6
Coding region: 1-1197 (398 amino acids)
Source: RefSeq, a predicted model, not a curated record